Messenger RNA from Stylophora pistillata, 3249 nucleotides. RefSeq lists its product as uncharacterized. Gene Ontology annotation, cellular component: cell septum; cell periphery. Gene Ontology annotation, biological process: chitin biosynthetic process. The record is from RefSeq and is a predicted model, not a curated record. NCBI's taxonomy places the organism in Eukaryota, Metazoa, Cnidaria, Anthozoa, Scleractinia, Pocilloporidae. Gene Ontology annotation, molecular function: protein binding; chitin synthase activity.
AUGAUUCUACUAUCGCAUGUUUAUACCUCAAACGGACNUCUUGUUCUGCUUGUCAGCGAGUGGAAGCGGAUACUGAGGAACAACGAGCAUAUUUCCUUUCUAUUUAUUCUUUACCAAACUUUCCUCGUCUGUUCCACAGUUAUUGGACCCUCUACAGUCAUUCUGGUGAUAGUUGGUGGAAUGCUGUUCUCAGGACUUUCCGUCGAUGAGAUUACUACCGUCGCUCUCCUGAGCCUUUUGGUUCUUGUCUACAUCUUAGCCUGCUUAUUUGCGUCCCAAAGCGUUCAACUCAAAGCGUCUAAGAUACUAACCUUUGUUUUUGCCGUGAUCAUGUGCAUUGUCAUCAUUGGUGUGGCUGUUCAAAUUUCAAAUGAGCUAAAAGAAAGAAGCGCUGAGCCCACAGCAGGACCAACAUUAGAGCCAAACACAACGUCGUCACCAACACCAAAACCUUUAGAACACCACCUACCAGCCGGAGUGAGCACCCUGUAUUUGCCUGGGUUGUCUAGCAUCUUUUUAGCCUCUGCUCUCUUGCAUCCGAAAGAAUUCACGUGUUUGUUACAUGGAAUUUGGUAUAUCCUCUGCCUACCUUCAGGUUAUCUUUUGCUAACGAUAUACUCGCUUUGCAAUUUAACGGACAGGUCCUGGGGAACACGAGAGGGAAAAUCCACAUCGUCAGGUGGAGACGACUGGUACAAGCCAUUUUGGAAUUGUUUGAAGAGAGUUUGUAAAUGCUGCCAAAGCCAAGAAGAGUCAGUGUUAACCCAACCAAAACAUCAUGGUAACAAGAGAGCAAGUAUCAUAGAAGGAAGAACCAAUAUCACAGUGGAACUUUCAAAUUCCUCAAACAAGUUAAGAGGGCAAUCAGAUCCAAAUGCGAACACAGGGGCAGCUCUUGAGACGGAGGAAUGUGUGUCUAAGAAAGAUCAAACAAACGUUACUCGGCUUUCAGUCCCUGCAAAAAGUAAGAAGACAUCGACAGACAGCUCGAAGUUUGAGAGCCACGAACAUAAAUCAGUUUUUGAAGAUGAGUGUGUUCAAAGCGUAAGAGAGAUCUCUAAAGAUGUUGUAUAUUCUGCCGCCGAGAUCCCAAGAAAAAAACUAGUUAGAACAUCAAAACGUUCGACGUCAAAAGGUGAUGCAAUGAAUCCUGAUGGAAAUUCUGCGUUCAACCAGAAGCAACCCGGCCAAUCUUCCGAGCCAACUACUAGUUUAACUAAAGAUAUCAAAGAUGAAGUCAUAGCAUCCUCUUCUGAUUCGCAGACAGGAAUUGAAGAAAAUAUCAGACACGAAAAUGAAAUCUCUGUCCAAGAAGCCUGGGCUGAUGAUCGUGAUGGAAGGAGGGCACCUAUUAAUGAAGAAGAGGAUUUUAAAAGAAAGUCUCAGGGGUACAAUGAGUUCAAUCGUUUCCCUGAGGAUUUUCCAACUUGCUUGACUAAAACACUGCCGCCUCGAGCUGAUCUCAAGGGCAUAUCAGUCUCAAGAAAUCCAUCCAAACUUGUCCUCCCUGCUAUCCCAAGGGCUAUACUUCCAAAACCCACCGAGAAUCCACAGAUCAACCAAACAUACAUACCUCAAAAGAGCCAAAACGACUCCCCUUUAAUAUUUUCCACACAAAUUGAGUCCACGCAAUCAAUUACUGUAGACAGCUCAGAAUAUCAGUUGGAGAUAAAUUCACGAUCUCGUGCAUUUCAAGCCCAACUUCCAGUUCCAGCAAAAGACGAAAGUAGUCGCCCUGGGUCAGCGCUUGAGAACGUUUCUGACUCUGAUCCAAAUUCUCCAGUAGAGGAUUGGAUACCUGACGAUUUGAAGGAUUAUGCAACGAGCUUUCGCGAAAAUGGCUAUGAGAAAGCAAAGUUUAUUGCUGGAUUGAACGACAGGGACCUUGAAAGCAUUGGUAUACAAAAUAUAGGACAUCGACAGAAACUGUUGAGAAAAAUCAAGAAAAUUCCUCGUAUUGAAAUCGAAGAAAACAUACCAGAAAACGUAGAAAGUUGGUUACAAGAACACGAUCUCGAAGAAUACUGGCCCUCGUUCAGGGACAAAUGUUAUACAGAACCGAGCGACUUGGUAGAUUUAAAGAACAUGAGCAAAGACAGGCUUAAGGAAGUAUUGCUCAUCCAAAAACCGGGCCAUUUAAACCGACUGAAAUCUCUUAUUAACAAAUUGCAGUAUCCUAAUCGAGGCCAAAAGAAAAUUAGGCGCACAAGGAACGAGCUGGGUCGUCUUCCAUUAAAGUUGCUUGAUUUGGAUAAUUCAGACGAAGGUUAUGAAUACAACUUCUGGAAUGAUUUACGUCAAGAAUGCCUAAUUCCUGAGAAUAGUGCGUUUGGUCAGACGGCUGAGCUUAAAGAAAAACUCGUGGAACUAAGAAAUACAACUUUCCUGGUUUUUGGCGUCAGUAAUGCCUUGUGGAUGAUAAUUAUACUGGCGCUGGUCCGGCACAAAGAUCUCAAAAUCUUAGGUGUGGAUGUCAUCGGACUUGGUUUCUUAACCAUUUAUGGAGGGAUAUUCGCUGUACAAUUUUUAGCCCUUUUGUGGCAUCGCUUUAAAACACUUAUUCAUAUUUUAGCGCGCGCACCUUGGAAGAUGAAUAUCAAUAGUAUUACCCCAGCUGAAUCUUCACGAAGUCAGCAAACAUCGUGAGUAUCAUUGAAAUAAACUUCAUUGUGAGGCAGCUGCAAUGUUGUCAACUUCAGUUAGAGGUUAAGGGCAGUUUUGUCUCAGCCAGUUUCCCCUGUUGGUCUGUUAAUAAUUUUAUUUGAAUAAAGCGGUUCUUUCCACAAAAUUUCUCUAAAUGAAGAGAACACAAAAGGACAUUAUCUGUUUUGGUUUUCAUCAAUCAUUUUGAGUAAGAGUUGAAAUAGAAUCUUAUGAAAUUUACCACAUUUCUAACUUCUUCAUUGAAUAACAUCCCACAAAACAGCUACUGAGGACCACCCCACACACGCUGGUGUAGCUAUUCACAUGGAGCCUCCUCGAUUUUCCUUUUUUGUUGUUGUUUUACUUUUAUUUUUAUUUUUAUUUUUUUCGUUACUUAUAAGAUUUUUAAAAUGAACGCAACUAGAAAAGACGCUUCUCUUGAUCAUCGUAUUGUGAUGAACGACGAAAUAAAGAGUCAGAAUCGAAUCAGGUUCGACUGUGAACUAGUUUAGUCAGGCGAUAAAUGAUUACUGUUAAAAGGAUUUUUAAAGGUAAUGCUUUUUUAUUAAUGCUUCAAUAAGAACAUCGCCUUUUAGACAUAUGAAA